Molecule: messenger RNA, 5557 nt
Organism: Dreissena polymorpha
Lineage: Eukaryota; Metazoa; Mollusca; Bivalvia; Myida; Dreissenidae
Product: clavesin-2-like
Exons: 6
Coding region: 228-1208 (326 amino acids)
Cellular component (GO): membrane
Molecular function (GO): phosphatidylinositol bisphosphate binding
Source: RefSeq, a predicted model, not a curated record
UUCGCUAUGAACCAACCUCCGGACCAAGUUGCUGUCUCCCAGCUUCGCUAUUUGAAAUACCGGGCGGCGGAGAAACAGCCGAAUGUGUGCAUAAGUUAUUCAGUAGCUACCUUAUAAAAUACCGUUUUCAAGAACUCGAAUGACCAGAACACAUUUGUAUCGCGAUGCCUCUUAGACGCAGGUAUGCUAGUUUUUUACUCCGGAGGUAGGAUUCUGUACACAGAAACAUGGCCGAGUAUGGUUGGGGCCUUUCUGAAGAGUUGAUAUCAAAGGCAGAGUCAGAGCUGAAUGAGAGACCCGGCCAGACGGCGGAGGCGAUAGAAGCUGUGCGCGAACAGAUUGAGACCAGGCCUGAUAUCAAAUUCCUCAGAACAGACGAUGCCUUUAUUCUUCGAUUUCUGAGGGCACGAAAAUUCGACACCUUCGAAGCAUUUAAGCUGUUUGGUAGAUAUUUCGAAUAUCGACAGAAUCAUCCAACUAUAUUCAAAGAUUUCACGGCUGCAGAGAAGGGAAUUAAUGAAGCAUUGUUUGAUGGCAUGCCAGCAGUGCUAGAGAAAUCUGACCACUUCGGUCGAAGAAUAAUUGUGCUUUAUUCUGCAAACUGGGACGUGCUUAAGUAUGGUCUGGCCACGAUAUAUAGAUCAAUUCUUCUUACUUUAGAGAAACUUAUCGACAGUGAUGAGUCUCAGAUCAACGGGUUUGUAAUCAUAGUUGACUGGAGUCAGUUUACCUUUCGACAGUCUACCUGGCUCAACCCGAAAAUACUAAAACUUAUGAUUGAAGGUUUGCAGGAUUGCUUUCCGGCCCGUUUUUCUGCUGUGCAUUUUGUCAACCAGCCUUGGUACAUAGAAGCUGUAUUCAAGAUGGUGAAACCCUUCCUGAAAGAGAAAACAAAAAAUAAGAUUCGUUUCCAUGGCAUCAACCUGGGAACUCUUCAUGAGGAAAUCCAUAAGGAGGUACUUCCUGCAGAGCUGGGAGGCCACAUGCCACCAUACAACAACCAGUACUGGGCAAGAGAACUCACUGGAGACGCAAACUUCACCUUCAGUGACAAGCAUAUAUACUGGCCAAACUUGUCACAGCUGAAAUCCCGGUCAAAGUCUUUUCCCGCAGACUUCUAUUCUUCGUCAAAAUCAACGGAGGAUACUCUUCAAAAGGAGGACGAUAGAAACACAUAUCUGGAUGAAGAAUUUUUUCUUAUAGAAUGAUAAUGACACCAUUGCUUACGUCAAUGGUUACAAUAAUCAUUACCAGUACAAUCAUAAGAUAGUUCUUUGAAUUAUCUUUCUUUAACCCUUUGCAUGCUGGGAAAUUUGUCGUCUGCUAAAAUGUCGUCUGCUGAAUUUCUAAAAUUAGCAUUUUCUUCGAUUUUUUCAAAAAAUAUUAUCAGAAUAGCAAAUAGUUUGGAUCCUGAUGAGACGCCACAUUCUGUGGCGUCUCAUCUGGAUCCAAACUGUUUGCAAAGGCCUUUAAAAUUCGGUUCCCGCACUGAAAGGGUUAAACUAAAUGUUUGUUCAGUAACAAACCUUAACACAUAUUAUUUAUGAUUUUAGCGUACCUGAGUACAAAGUGCUCAAGGAACCUUUAAGGAUAGAAAGAUUUCCGUCUUCUUUCAGUGCUUACUGUGCGUCUGUUGACUGUCUUUUUCUGAUAACUUCUGCUCCUUAAAGGAACAUUUUCACGUUUUGGUAAAUUGAUAAAAUUUGAAAAAAAUUGUUUAAGAUUAGCCAAAUUCAUUCCAUGGUAGUUAUAAUAUUUGCGAUUUGCAAGGAAACAGUAAUGCUGAAUAUUUACUAUGCUCUUAUGCAUGCAUUAUGUGCAUCUUUUGACAAUUAUACUGAAUUUAAAAAACCUUAAAAUUAAAAACAUCACAAACGCGAAAUGAAUCAAUAAUUUGGGGAGUUCUGUUGUUAUCGUUACACUAUUAGGAUUGCUUAUGUAAAGUUUGAAAUACACCAAUCACUGUAUCAGCAUGGAUUUCCAAGUAAUUUAAGCGCUAAAAUUUUACUCCAAGGGUCUGUGGUUCGAGCCCAGUCUAGCAUUACUUUUUUGCUUUUUAAAGUUUGAUUAUUGUUUUCACUGGAGCUAUUUAGUUUCCAUGUGUAUCAAUUUAAAGCAUUAAAUGACUAAGUUCAAUACGUGCUAUUAUCAGUAAAAAGGUCCCUUCAACCUCUUGACAGAUUUAAACGAAACUUACGAAAAUUAUCCUCGGGUGACAGUCUCUGGUUUAUUGCAUAUACAUGUGUAUUGGUCGCCAGAGUUAAAAAUAAAUUCCAACUGUUUUAAAAAACAUGCUGAAGGGGCCAUGUGCUUUUUUAUAGACGUAUAUUGUAAAUAUAUUUAACAAUCUACUUUUAUCAAAUUGCAGUGGUUUAAUAUUUGGUGUGUAGCAUCGUAUGGUGGUCCUCUACAAAGUUUGUUGAAAGUCCCCCUGGGUCAAAACUGACCCUACUCUUGGGGUUACUUGUUUCUUCUGUAUGGAUAUGAAGUGAAAAUUUAAAAUCUUUUUCUCUGAAAUUGAAAUGCCAAGAAGUUUUAAAUUUGAUAUGUAACAUGGUAUGGUAGUGCUGUAGUAAGUUUGCUAAAAUCAUGCUCUUCGAUCAAAACUGGUAACACGUAGGGGUCACAACAUUUAUAUAUGGACUUAUGCAUUAAAUAACUUAACUUGUAGUUUUUCUCUACUAAGGUGGUAUAGUUUAUGCCCCAGGGUCAUAACUAAUAAGCCACCGGGGUCAUAUGAUUUAUAUAUAUUUUUUAUUCAAGCCCCUAGGGUCACAACUGGCACCACCAGAUGGGUUACUUUUUAAAAAGUUAAAACCUUAGUUACCAGUAGUUCUAAUACUGUAUUCUCCCAGAAGAAAUCUGUGUCAAAGGGACAGAAAUACAUUGAUAAACACCAGUUAUCUGCACAUAAAAGUUUAGUUACUGCAUGUCUCAGGUGAGCUACCUAUUGUGUCUUGUUCUGAGAAAACUGGGCUUAAUGCUUGUGCUUAAUCAGGGACGCCACUUUCCGCUUUUAUGGUAUUUUUAGUUUGAAGAAAGUCCGCUUUUAUGGUAUUUUUAGUUUGAAGGAAGUCCCUUCUUACCGAAUAUCAAGUUUAAGCGGAAAGUGUCGUCCCUGAUUAGCCUGUGCGGACUGCACAGGCUAAUCUGGGACAGCACGUUACGCACAUGCAUUAUGCCCAGUUUUCUCAGAACAAGACACAAUUGCCUCUAGGUCCUCUUGUUACAGUUUUUCAUAGCAUACUUUUAUAUGGCGCUUUUUAGAAAUUUGAUCAAAAUGUAUUUAUUUACUCAAAGUAGUCUUGUGUACCUUAUUUCUAAUUGAAAGUAAUGAAUUAUUGCCCAGUUUUAAUUGAAAGUAAUGAAUUUUUGCCCAGUUCUAAUUGAAAGUAAUGAAUUAUUGCCCAGUUCUAAUUGAAAGUAAUGAAUUAUUGUCCAGUUUUAAUUAUUUGCACAAUUAAUUAGAAGGGGCAUCUACUGGAUUUACCACAGUUGUCUGUCUGUAGCACUAAUGUAUCCAAAGCUGUUCUCUUUAUGUCUGGAAAAAAUACCUGAUAUAAAUCAGGUGUUGGUAGCCAUUAAUUGAACACUAGGGAAGUCAAUUUAUUUUUACUUUGAUUUUUGUUUAACCUCAAUUAGUUGCAGCUAUGCAUUGAAGUGCUGACAUAGUUGAUACUAUAUGUUUUGUUUGUGGGUUUAACAGUUUACGAAAUUUGCCAUUGCGGAAUCUGAAUUUAAUUGUAUUGCUGACUGAUAGAAGUGUGGCGUACAUGAAUUUGUUAGUCGUAUUUACAUUAUUAAUAUAAAUUCAAAUGAUAUAUAUUGUCACAUAUAUAUAAGUGUUUCACAUAGCUGUUCAAUUGUACCAAUGUAUUGUAUAAUUUUGCAGUUUUUCUUCUAUUGUUGACCAGAUGUUGCAGAUGAAGAUUUUGGUAGUACAUCUAACAUUCAUCCCCUGCUGCGAAGGGGAAGAGUGGUUAUAGAAACGCCUUUUGUCUGUCUGCCUGCUCCCAAUCUUCUAUACCCUUUCAUUUGUGUCAGCUUCAUGUUUUCUACACACUUCACAAAAUAAGCUUUAAUGAUUGCUCAGUUAGAUCAUGUGCAGAAUGCAUUAGCCUUUCAUGCCAUCACAAGUUAAAGGUCACACUUGAAAAAUGAAUACUUCAGACUGUAUUUUAAUCCUUUGCCACUUAUGUAUACCUAUUUUGACGCAUUUGUAGUCCCUUUGAAAGUUAAUUUAACUAAAUUUAAUUACAGACCUUUUUUACUAGAUUAAAGUUUUAAAGGCAUCAUUUUCAACCCUUGGAUACUGAUGAGCAGCAAACAGCAUAAAACCUGAACAGGCUGCGAGUUUUUCUGGUUUUAUGCUGUUUGCACAUAGCUGUUAUCACUUUGCUUCUGAGUGGGAAAAGGUUUUGUGCCUAUUUAAUAAAGGUUAAUUAAGGAUCGUCGAAAAACUUUCCCCAAACGGUAAUCAGAGCGUGGUAAGUAGCACGAGGUGAGGUGUAAGACUGUGAUACUACCCCAAGAUCAGCAUCUCAUGUGGCUUGCAAGUCAAAAGGGUCAUGGUGGGGAUAUAGAUGUCUUUUGGACUGCUUUGCUCUUAUUGUUUGUAUUUUUAUAAAAGUGAGAUUUUACAUUACAAAUGCCUUUUCCUGAGCUUCCUUCAUUUUGUUUAUUAAAGAUGUCUGUUUGCCAUAAUUGUAUUUCUUCCGUAGUUGUGUUUGUCGAACAACUAAACACAGCAAAUUGAUGAAGAUCAAGGAACUGUUAAGGAAUAUUUCUAUGAAAUUUCCCCCAUUUUUUACAAUACAUAUAGCACUUGUAUAGAAACAUUAUUUGGUAACCAAAUCUCUUAUUGGAAUACUUUCAUUGAUAAGAGACUUAGAACUUUUCACAUGCAAGUAGAUCUUCACGGUACAUGGAUAUUGAUGCUAGUAUUUGCAGUACAUACCGUACAUUCGCGGCCAUAAGUCUACAUCGGCCAUAAGUCGAGGGGUAUAAUGUGGCUAGAAAAACUUGGUUUUUUGCCUUGACUCUGCCAUAAGUCGGGGGGUAAAUUUCUUCAAUAUCUCGGACAUGUUUAAGUGACGUUUUAGUCAUGGUUCUGAGGGCUUUUGUACCGGCAGUUGACAUUUUUUGGGAUAUUCAUAAUAAAAAUAUAUUUAAAAUGAAACAUUCAACGUUUCAAUUAUUUAUUAUCACGAAAAAUAUAUUUUAUUGUUCAAAAUCAUAAUAACAUAUCAUUCAUUAUUUCGAACUUAAUAUAUACUUCACAAAUCAAAAUUAUUAUCCCAUUUAACGUAAUAACUUUCAGCGUUUAUAUUAUGAGCAUAUAUUUUUGUAUUCAAAUAUUAGUGCUAUUGAUGUGAAAAUUCGGUAAAAUCUUGAAAUCAGAAAUUCAUUAUAUGGUCAAAAUAAUUGUAACUUGCUCUCAAAUAAUCAACAACGCUUUCGCCAUUAUGCGUGAAACACGUGAAUUUACCAACACUCGCAUCGCUCGCUAUUCGACUGUUACAUAUUCGUAAAUCACGAGAUACCCGAGGAAUAUUUU